AUGAGAACAAUCCCUGGAGCUGUCCAUGCAGUCUGUGCACUGCACCACGCUGCGCUUAUUAUGCAAUUCGAUGCGACGCUACGGGACGCGAUGCGCCACGGCAAGGAGAACGAUUCGCUCAAGAUCAAGAUGUCUAUUCGAGCUCUACAAUUCGGUCUAGUACGAGGCUUGCAUACGAGGAUCUUGCUGUGCACAGGAAAAUAUCUCGUGUUUGCCGAUGAAAAUAGUAUGAUGUACAACGUCGUCAGUUGGCUUAACUCCAACAUGACCAUCAAGUCUUAA
Sodiomyces alkalinus F11 is the source of this 282-nucleotide messenger RNA. RefSeq lists its product as hypothetical. The record is from RefSeq and is a predicted model, not a curated record. Lineage: Eukaryota; Fungi; Ascomycota; Sordariomycetes; Glomerellales; Plectosphaerellaceae. Bases 1 to 282 code for a protein of 93 amino acids. The transcript is spliced from 2 exons.